Messenger RNA from Photinus pyralis (common eastern firefly), 1876 nucleotides. Its product is annotated as protein Malvolio-like. Gene Ontology annotation, cellular component: apical plasma membrane. The coding region runs from base 141 to 1805 and encodes 554 amino acids. Gene Ontology annotation, biological process: response to manganese ion; manganese ion homeostasis; metal ion transport. Gene Ontology annotation, molecular function: manganese ion transmembrane transporter activity; cadmium ion transmembrane transporter activity; iron ion transmembrane transporter activity. NCBI's taxonomy places the organism in Eukaryota, Metazoa, Arthropoda, Insecta, Coleoptera, Lampyridae. The transcript is spliced from 10 exons. The record is from RefSeq and is a predicted model, not a curated record.
AUGUCUACCGUUUUUGUAUCACGGUUUCUACGACACUCCCAGCUGUAGUUCAGGGGAAGGUGCUUGUGUUUAAAACAAGAAAGUGCGAGACGUUUGUAGUGCGCCAAGUGCCAUUUUUAGAUUAGGUACUUAAGUCCAACAUGCUUGCGGAAGACUCGGACGAAGUCGGAGAUUUUGGCGAUCGCAUCCGCAUUUUGCCGACCGCCGAACCCGAACGGCGGCGCGACGAUCGAGUCGACCCCGCCUACUUCGCCGACGAACGAAUUCACAUACCCGAAUCGGAAAACACGAGCUUCAGCUUUCGCAAACUGUGGGCGUUCACGGGACCCGGCUUCCUGAUGUCGAUCGCGUUUCUCGAUCCGGGCAACAUCGAGAGCGAUCUACAGAGCGGGACGAUCGUGCGCUACAAGUUGCUUUGGGUGCUGCUGUGGUCGACGGUGCUCGGAUUGCUCGUGCAGAGGCUGUCGGCGCGCCUGGGUGUCGUCACCGGUCUGCAUCUCGCCGAGAUGUGCUACAGGCAGUACAAGAAGGUGCCCAGAAUAUGCCUUUGGCUGAUGAUGGAGGUUGCGAUCAUUGGAUCCGAUAUGCAGGAGGUCAUUGGGACGGCCAUCGCCAUAUAUUUGCUGUCCAAUAAAGUGGUACCUCUAUGGGCGGGGGUUCUCAUCACCAUCUUCGACACUUUCACCUUUCUGUUUUUGGACAAGUACGGAUUACGAAAGUUGGAGCUGCUGUUCGGUUUUCUAAUCAGUGUGAUGGUGGUGACUUUCGGUUACGAGUUCUUCGUGGCCAAACCAGACAUCUUGCCCAUUCUCGAGGGUAUGUUUUACCCCUGGUGCUCCGAUUGCGACUACUCCGCCUUGUUGCAAGCUGUUGGUAUUAUCGGUGCGAUCAUUAUGCCUCACAAUCUCUACUUGCACUCGGCCUUGGUGAAGUCCCGGGACAUUGACAGGACCAAACCGGCGAAGGUGCGGGAGGCUAAUCUCUAUUUCUUUGUGGAGGCUGCAAUUGCUAUUUUCGUCAGUUUUUUCAUAAACUUGUUCGUGGUGGCCGUGUUCGCCCAUGGUCUUUUCCAAAAAACUAAUCACCAAAUUGUGGAAAGCUGCCAGCGGUAUCCCUUCUUGAACGCAUCAACCAUCUUUCCGGAUGACGAUCACUAUGUCGACGCCGACAUCUACAAGGGUGGCAUUUUCUUGGGCUGCACCUUCGGAAUUGCCGCCCUCUACAUAUGGGCCGUGGGCAUUCUGGCGUCCGGACAAAGUUCGACGAUGACAGGCACCUACGCCGGCCAGUUCGCGAUGGAGGGUUUCCUGAACCUGCACUGGGUCCGUUGGAAGCGCGUCCUGCUGACUCGAAGUAUCGCCAUCGUUCCGACUUUCUGCCUCGCGUUCUUCAGCACGAUUCAGAACUUGACGUCUUUUAACGAUAUUCUAAACGUGGUCAUGAGCGUGCAGCUGCCCUUCGCGCUGAUCCCCACAAUUGCGUUUACGAGCAACGUGGAAAUUAUGGGCGAGUUUGUCAAUGGAAUCGGGAAUAUCCUCAUGGCCAUUCUCACUAGUUUGGGUAUCGUAGGACUUAAUACCUACUUCGUUUUGGCGACAAUUGCUGGAUUAGAUAUGACUUGGUACUAUUGGCUGCUGUUUGCAGUCGUGGCCGUGGUGUACACACUAUUUUGUAUCUACCUCACUGUGCACAUGGUGAUAUUUAUGGGAGCGAAGAGGUUAAUGAAUUAUCCGAUAAUCAAUAAAUACGUUUGGGGACCAAGCAUUGAUGCACAAGGAAUGCCAUGGACUCUACUACGUUCCUAACAGCCAUUUUCCGAUGACUAUUAGUAUUAGUACACAUAUUUGUAUUUUUUGGUAUUAAACUUCGAGAAAAC